CUGGACCAACGUUUCGGCCACGAUCCGUCGACAAUAUGUUCCACGUGCUAAUGCAGUGGUACGACUCAGCCCAGUGAAACCAAGGGAUAGCCGUAUGGUACUUAUCUCGGCAGUAACUUGGGCAGCGAACUGUAUUAUGACCAUCAUCUCAAAUGAUCCCAGUUGGUGGCCGCUCAUCAAUUCGCGUCUUAUAUUCGACUAUUUUAUAGUUGCUGCCUCGGUUGGCGUAAUAUACGAUUGGAUGCUUGCAUUCGGAAAAGAGGUUGAAUUGAUUUGGAACCAACACUUGUCCCUCAUGACUGUCCUGUAUUUCGCUGUGCGCUACGCCGGAAUAACAUAUGCUAUUGUGAACAUACAGAUGGCUGUUCAGAUAAUACCUCUAAAAGAUGCAGUUCUAGUACUCCUCGUUGUUGUCUUCACGGCCAUCAUUGUCGCCAAUAUAGUGAUGCUCACAAUAAACAUGAAGUAUAUUUCAGCGGAGCAAGUCAUUCUCUCUGGCACCUAUCAGUGCAUUGUUGAAAAUCCCAAAAAUUUGGACAUCAUCCCUUGGAUACUCAUCGGUGUAUGGGAGAUCUUCACAUUGUGUCUUGCAGUCCCGAUUGCUCUAAAGCACUUCCGUGAAUUGGGACGACACUCGGCGGGAGGUGUUAUUAGAGGCUGUUUCGUGGUGUUAAUGAAAACUCACUUGAGUUACUUUGACCCAUAUUCUUCAACAGUUCUGAUUCAUUCCGGCGUUGUUCAACUACUCGUCAUUGUGCAGUCAGCUGUGCUGGGACCACGCCUGGUACUCGGUGUUCGAGAAUAUCACGCUAAGCUCAUGAUUGACUCUGACACAGGAUCUGGCAUGAUUUCAAUUGCUUCCCAAGAUCGCGCGCAUGUAUUGACUAGUAUUAUCGUGUAACUCGGAAUAUGUUCAAUAUGAUUUACACUCGUAAGGCCUCUACAGGCAACGAGAAUUUGCUCGUGCAUCACUACUGGCACUAGCUGCCCAAAAUGUUGAGCUGCUACUUGAUAGAGUUUGAGAACGAU
Molecule: messenger RNA, 1029 nt
Organism: Suillus plorans
Lineage: Eukaryota; Fungi; Basidiomycota; Agaricomycetes; Boletales; Suillaceae
Exons: 12
Coding region: 95-901 (268 amino acids)
Source: RefSeq, a predicted model, not a curated record